AUGCGUAUCGAAAAGUGCUACUUCUGCUCGAAGAGCGUGUAUCCCGGGCACGGGAGUGCUUUUGUAAGAAACGAUGCAAAGGUCUUCCGGUUCUGUACUUCAAAAUGUCAUAAGAACUUCAAAAUGAAGCGCAACCCAAGAAAAGUAAAGUGGACUAAGGCAUUCCGGAAAGCUGCUGGGAAGGAGAUGACCAUCGACUCAACUAUCGAGUUCGAGAAGCGGAGAAAUAUCCCCGUGCGCUACAACCGUGAGCUGGUGCAGACGACUGUGCAGGCCAUGAAACGGAUAGCGGAUAUCAAGAAACGGAGAGAACGUGCCUUCUGGAAAAGCAGGAUGGCCGCCAGCAGGGAGAAGCUGCGGAAGUAUAGGAAGAAGAGGCUGGAAGCAAAAUUACCUGUCAAGCUAGUGGAACCUAUGUCGAUAGAGUCACUAGAGACAGUGAAAGUCCGGGAGAAGAUCAAGGUCUCCAUAAAAGCGAGGAGUGCCCUGAUCCCGGGCGAAGGCCGUUCAAUGGGCAUGGAGAUCGACUGA
This is a messenger RNA of Sparassis crispa, 531 nucleotides long. Its product is annotated as Ribosome biogenesis protein. Gene Ontology annotation, cellular component: nucleolus. NCBI's taxonomy places the organism in Eukaryota, Fungi, Basidiomycota, Agaricomycetes, Polyporales, Sparassidaceae. The record is from RefSeq and is a predicted model, not a curated record. The transcript is spliced from 6 exons. Bases 1 to 531 code for a protein of 176 amino acids. Gene Ontology annotation, biological process: ribosomal large subunit biogenesis.